Messenger RNA from Kockovaella imperatae, 2589 nucleotides. Its product is annotated as putative vacuole fusion, non-autophagic-related protein. The transcript has 7 exons. Bases 1 to 2589 code for a protein of 862 amino acids. The record is from RefSeq and is a predicted model, not a curated record. Gene Ontology annotation, cellular component: vacuolar transporter chaperone complex; fungal-type vacuole membrane. Lineage: Eukaryota; Fungi; Basidiomycota; Tremellomycetes; Tremellales; Cuniculitremaceae.
AUGAAGUUCGGUCGUCGAAUCAAAGACUCGUUGUAUGCCGAAUGGGCAGAUUACUACGUCGCGUACGGCGCUUUGAAGAAGCAGAUCAAAGCUUCAAACCCUUGGACAGAUACUGCCGAAGCGGAUUUCAUCUCGUCCCUCAAUUCUGAACUGGAAAAGUGCGAGCGAUUCCAACAGCAGAAAGCAGAGGAACUCUUGUCAAAGAUUCAAGUCUUGGAGAAACAAGUCGAAGAACUCGUCAAGGCUGCCGAUGCUCAGGAUUCAUCAGACGACGAUGAGGAUCAUACGCAUCAUCAUCAUCACCACAACCACCACCCCCAUCAUCAUCAUUCAAAUGGUCAUGGGAAUCAUGAUCGGACAGCUGGUGAUGUUGAGCGAAAUGUCCAGUCGAUGAGGGACGACGAUGCUGGAUCGGAUGAUGACGAUCUCGAUGGAGAUGUCGAUUCGGAUGGAGGACACUCGGAAGAUUCCAUCGAAGAGCAAUUCAGGGAACUUGAAGAAGAAGUCGCUGUCCUCGUUGCAGAUGUCCACGACCUAUCACUCUUUACAAAACUCAAUUUUACAGGGUUCGUCAAGAUUGUCAAGAAGCACGAUAAAAUGACUGGCUUCUCCCUCAAAGAAACGUUCAACAAGGAGUUUCUCGAAUCUCACCCUUUCUAUCGGAUGAACUAUGAUCAUCUCAUCGUCAAGCUUUCCAAGCUCUUCGAUUUGGUCAGAACUCGAGGUCAUCCUAUCGAAGGUGACUCGAGCGCCGGAGGAAAUCAGAAUGCUUUCGUCAGAAGUACCACAAAAUACUGGGUUCACGACGAGAACAUUGUUCCACUCAAACUUGCCAUCAUGAAGCAUUUGCCCGUCAUGGUCUUUGACACGAAAAAGGAAUUUGACAUCAGCGAUUCGGCCAUCACUUCCAUCUACUACGAUAAUCCCGAUCUCGAACUCUAUCUCGGUCGAUUGGAAAAGACCGAAGGGGCGGAAGCGAUCCGAAUGCGAUGGUACGGAGCAUACGAUUCGACCAACAAGACACCGAUCUUUGUGGAGCGAAAGACACAUCGUGAAGAUUGGACGGGAGAGAAGUCCGUCAAGGAGCGUUUCACCAUCAAAAUGGAGAAGCUCAAUGAAUUCUGUGCUGGUCGGUACACGAUGGACGAAGAGUUUGACGUUUUGGUGAAAAAGGGAAAGAAGACACAAAAGGAAGCCGAGGGAAUGAAGCAAUUGGCAAGCGAGAUUCAAUAUGCCAUCGUCACGCGAAAAUUGAGACCAGUCAUGCGAAGUUUCUACAAUCGAACAGCGUUUCAGCUUCCCGGAAACGCUACCGUCCGAAUCUCUCUCGAUACUGAACUCACCAUGGUUCGAGAAGACAACUUUGACGGCAAUGAUCGAACGCAUGGAAAUUGGCGACGGACCGAUUUCGGAACAGACUAUCCUUUCCCCACAGUCAGAGAUUCCGAAAAAGAGCUCUUCCCGCAUGGUGUACUUGAAGUAAAGCUCGCUACCAAAGUCGGUGAAGAGCCACCUCAAUGGAUUCGAGAUCUCAUCGAUUCACAUCUCGUCGAGGCUGUGCCCAAAUUCUCCAAAUUCAUCCAUGGUUGCGCGACCCUCUUACCUGAACGCGUGGACCUCGUGCCAUUCUGGCUUCCACAGAUGGAUCAAGAUAUUCGUAAACCCAUUUCAUCCCGAUCCAGAGUCCUCAUCGAACGACCGCAUUCGAACACCCAUUCGUCAGCAUCUGGAGGCAGUACAUCUCCGAACCUGUUGUCACCUUCGCAAUCUCGACCGACAUAUCAUGAACCUGUGUCUGAAGGAGAAGAGGACGAAGAGUAUCUCGUUCAAGCUGAGCGAAACGAGGAUCAACAUCUUCGACUCCCUCCCGAUGCGGCUGCUCAAGCUCGAGCUGCCAGGGACUUUAGAGAGAAAAAGUUGAGGGAAGAAGCUGCAGCUCAAGCAGCUUCGUCAAAGCAAAAGUCCAACGCCCAGGUGGACGGACUACCCAAGAGCCGAUCAAAGCCGUAUGACCCAAGUCUUCGGAUAGACCCACUGGCUCCGUCCGACAGAUUCGACAAGAACGUCUCGUUACUCGAUGCGGAAGCUUUGAGAAAAUUAGACGCCGUUACAAAGGCGAAUGGCGAGCCCAGGAAUUACGGUGCUACCGAUUCUUCUGCGCGACCAUUAUCAGACGACGAAGAUUUAGUAGGAGAAGAGGGCAACGAAGUGGUCUAUGUCGAUUCUUUCCGAGCACCACCAGGGAAACGCAUCGCCGUCCCUGUCAGAGUCGAACCUAAAGUCGUCUUUGCGGCUGAAAGAACGUUCCUCAAGUGGACUCAUUUUGCAGUUCUUCUCAGUGCAGUCUCUAUUGGUUUGCUCAACUUUGUCCCCGCUACGGAUCCUGUAGGAAUGUACGCCGCUUCAUGCUUUACAUUCACUGCCCUGCUCGCCAUCACAUACUCGGGAGGCAUGUUUGUCUAUCGAAUUGCAAAACUUCGGAAGCGCAUGGCCAUUGAAUAUCACGACAAGUACGGUCCGACUGUCUUGUGUCUCGCCCUUGUGGCGAGUGUCUUGGUCAAUCUCAUCUUGCGAAUCAGGGAGAUGUAA